This is a messenger RNA of Aspergillus versicolor CBS 583.65, 189 nucleotides long. RefSeq names its product GATA-type transcription factor. The transcript has a single exon. Gene Ontology annotation, molecular function: RNA polymerase II cis-regulatory region sequence-specific DNA binding; zinc ion binding; DNA-binding transcription factor activity, RNA polymerase II-specific. Lineage: Eukaryota; Fungi; Ascomycota; Eurotiomycetes; Eurotiales; Aspergillaceae. The annotation marks the transcript as partial. Gene Ontology annotation, biological process: negative regulation of transcription by RNA polymerase II; positive regulation of transcription by RNA polymerase II. The record is from RefSeq and is a predicted model, not a curated record.
GGGCAAAGCAGCACCUCGAUCAGGUGUGCUAACUGCUCUACUCAAAACACCUCUUUGUGGCGCCACCAUCAUGACGGCCACACGUUGUGCAAUGCCUGUGCUCUGUUCUACAAGCUACAUGGCCGCCUACGACCCCUGUCCAUGAAGACGGACGUUAUCAGACGGCGUAAUCGUAAUGGGACCAAUAAC